This is a messenger RNA of Monomorium pharaonis (pharaoh ant), 5178 nucleotides long. RefSeq lists its product as uncharacterized. Bases 1 to 465 code for a protein of 154 amino acids. The record is from RefSeq and is a predicted model, not a curated record. The transcript has 3 exons. Lineage: Eukaryota; Metazoa; Arthropoda; Insecta; Hymenoptera; Formicidae.
AUGGGCGAGCGUCUUCUCGGGGCGAUCGACAAUCGCGUGUGGGUUGGCGCUUAUAACGCGGCACGACGUACGUGCACACGUCAUAAAUACUCGAUUGCGGGCCUGAUUUUAUAUCGGAUCCCGAUCCAUUCGUCCGUCCGUCCGUCCGUCCGUCCGGUCGUUAUUCCUCGCUCGCAGGCACGUCUUUAUAAGGAAAUGAACAUGAAAAAGAUACAUAAACUCAACGAAGCAAGACGAGAAGUGGCUCCCCCUGAAUGGGACCAGUUCAUCCAGUGUCUUUCGAAGGCGGGUCUCGUAUCAGCUCGGGUAAUUCAUUUUAGCACUCAGAUCCGUAUAUGGACUAGCAACAGGCUCGACCACUCGUAUCAAUUCGUUCUUCUCCAUCGUCCGAGUGUAAUUCCGCCACUAACGCUCUGUAAUCUGUCGAAGGCAGCGAACGUCGAAAACGAGCUGUUGCCUUUGUAAGCAUGGCAGUGUAACAUAAUAAUUUAUGAAAAUGUUUAAAUAUUAUCAGAAAUUUUAUCACGCACAAGAAAUUAACAAAUGUUUUACAUAUAUGAAAAAAGAACGCAAAAUCAGUAUAUUUAAAAAAUUAUAAAUGUCUCUGAUAAAAAAUUCUUAUAUUUUAUAAUAUUUUUAAAUUAUUUUUUACAUUUUAAAUUUAUGAAGAUUUGUUUAAAAACUUGAACUUUUCAAAAUCUUAUUAUACACAUAUAAAGAAUUCUAGAAAAGAUGAAGAUAAAGAAACUGAGAAAUUCUUUAGAAAGUUAUAAAAUUAUACUUAAAUUUUGAAAAAUUUUGAAAUUUAUGUAGAAAUUCUGACAAAUUAUGUAAUUCUUACAAAGAAAAAUUGCCAAAGGUUAUAUCAACAUUAUUAAAUUGAUAAAAAAUGAUAAAGAGAAAUAUAUAUAUAAUAUUAUAUAAUUUUUUAUAAUAUUUAUAAUGUUUGUUGUAAUUCAAUAUAUGUAAAACAAAGCAUUGCCAUAAACAUUGAAAGUUUAACAUUACAGAUAUAGUAACGUAGUAGACAGACGAAGAAAACGCAAGCAAUUUAUUUUUACAUUGGAACGUAGAAUAACGCCACGUGUCGAGUUAAAUGCUAUAAACACGUUUCCAAAAACAAACGAUCAACAUUAUAGUUAUAGAUUGUUUGAAAUGCAUAAAAUAUUAUACGCAAAAAAACAUAAACUGUUUCUCAUUAUGUAAUAUUUUUACAAGUAUUACAAUUUGAAGUCGCGAUGCACAAAGAGAUUCACGAAAAAUCUGAAAGUCUUUAAAUAACAAAAGAGUCUUUUGCUUUAAAUAUAAUUAGAUUUUUUUUACGAAUUUGAUUUCUUGUUUUUUUUUUCUUAUUUGUAAUAUUAUUGCAAUAUUAGAAUCAAGGGCGUUUGUUGGAUUAUUUUCAGGGAAGGGGGAACAAGUACUCCUUUUUCCUGUUCCUGCGUACACUUUUGCCACCAAUCCAAGCAAUCGUGCAUGUGCUGUCAUUUUCCAGAGGAGGCAAAUGUCUCUUCUUACUCCUACAGACACUUAUGAUUGAAAUAUUACUGUUAUAUAUAUUAUGUUAUAUAUAUUAUGAAAUAUUACUGUUAUAUAUAUUAAUGUUGGGUAUUACGUGUGUUACGUGGAUGAUAAUUUUUUGACACGAUGGCUAAUUUAAACUGAUUAAAAAGUCACAAAAUUUCAAGGGAAUAAAAUAGUGGCAUCAAUAAAAAAUAUUAUUAUUGACUACGUUCAUAUCUAGAAAUCUAUGUGCAGUCUGAUCUAUAUCGUGACCUAAGUCAAAUUUAGUCCGCUAAUCUUCUCAUUAUAAUUGACUUAAAGUAUUUUCAAGAUCGCAACGUUGUCUCCCGGAUUUACCUUUAUUGUGAAUCAAUCAUAUUAACAAUUUGAUGUUUAAAGGUUGAGUAACGUGCGUUUACAUCAAAGCGACCUAUUUGAUUUAAUUACUAAAAAGUAAGGCUAACCUUAAAGCCAAGUCAGGUCCUCUAUAAAGUGUUUAUAAGAAGCCUAAAUAAUUUCAGAUUGAAUUUGAGGCCACUGUUUAAGUGCAGGAUGUAAAAACGUAGCCAUUGUUCAAUCAUCAAAUAUUCAAGAUAUAUACUUUUUACAUCUACGAUUUAAUUAACUUCUUUGAUAAAAGGCCAUCGCGAAACAAGUUCCAAUAAACACGGUUACAAAGUACACUUCGAUGAAAAAGAUUGUAUAAUUUUUUUUAUAACUUUGAAGUAAAAAUUCUCUCCGCCCGCGCGAUUGUAGAAUAACAAAUUCCUAACAUUGUAAACGCAAACGGCAUCUUGUUACGUUCACGUGGACAGCACGGAAGCUCCCGAAAAUAAAACUAAAACAGGUGUGGUCAACUUGGAAAUAGAAUAGGCAAGUUCGCAGAUUGGUGUGAAACAACGCCCCGUUUCGUUCUAUCUCGGCAGUUUCAUGGAAAACGUUUCAAGCUGAACAGAAUAGCACACAUAGUAGCCAAUAUAUAAUAUUAUCGGAUUUGCAUGCACGGAAAUCAGUUUACACAAAUUGCGUUUUCCUAUUUCUCUCUCUCUCUCUCUCUCUUCCUCACUCUCUCAAAUUAGUCUUUGAUGAUUGAAGAUCAUAAUCUUUAUUUGAUAUAUAUUUUUAUGGCAACUGUUUUGGCAAAGAUACUUUUGGUGGUUUGCCAUUGCUAUCCAAGAUAAUAAUUAAUAAUCAAUUAAAAAUCGGAUACAUUGUGGAAGGAAUUAAUUUGAAUCUUUGGCACAAAGAACAGACAUAGUUAUUACUAUAAUUAUCACACGGAUUACUCAUACCUUGAAAAUUGCCGGCCGGCAAAAUGAUUCAAUGUAAAUAAAUUUCGCAAUUACUGUAAUUUGACUAUAAUGUAUGGUCAUUUUCGGUGCCAACUGCAUACUUACGGUAUAUUUACGAUUGUUUUAACCAUGCACAUUGUAGUUAUUAAUUAAAUUAUUAUUAUUACGUAAAUAGUAACCGAUUAAUAAUCUAUCAUUAUCAUGAAAAUAUCAUGAUAUAAUUUUAUUGUAUUAAAAUUUGAUAAACAUAUGAAUUAUUAUUACUAAUGUUAUAACGAUAAUAACUAUAAAAGUGGAGCUCUAAGCUAUUAUUAUUUUACCAUGUAAUUCUAGUUGCAGAUAAACGGAGAGAAUUUUCUUCUAAAAUUUACCCUGAAAAUCUGGUAAUUCCAAAGUCGCACACCUACGUCUAAUCGAGGUGUAUCAUCAGGAAACUUCAUAAAAACGUUUUAUACGAAAAUCUAGAGGAUCCAGUUAAAAUAAAUUCUCUGAUCUGAAGAUAACGACUCCAUUAACGUGGCGUUAACCGCAGGGGUGUGUCAUUUGAUAUCUUUACGUAUAUGUGACUUGAAAAAUCGAACGGUGUAUCGACCGCGGGUGGGCGAACACGUUUGCGUCCGAGCCAUUAGUCAUCGCACGGGAGAGAGAAAAAAAAUCGGCCGGUCGUUGUCGAAACCGGGCACCGCGACGAGGGACACCCCCGUCUUUCCCAAUGUCCCGUCGCGGCUCGCCUCGAUUCGCGAUUACGUAAAGAGUCCGCUUCGGCCCCGCGUUUAACGCGCGCGACGUUCCAAUCGUUAUGCGAUUAUACCGUUUCGGCGAUAUCGGCGAUAUCGCUAACGCAGACCGUCCGCGACGCUAAUUGACCCGCGCCCUCCCGGCCGCUUGCGUAAGCGGCGCGCCAUUUGGAUGGAUAAUAAUUCGGUUAAUAAUUCGGUAAGCGCUCGGUGGCCCGUCCCCAAAUUGUUUUCUGCCUCUCGUUUUGAUUAAUGGCACGGCCAAUUCGCCUUACGUCCGCAGUACCCGUAUGUACGCUAAUUGCGGCCCGUUCUUCCCAAGUCCGAGGCUCUCCUCCGUUCCGUUCACGAAAUAUAAUGAGAUACGGCGGGAGCGUCGAAAGUCGUUUACAGAUCCGAUGAUCGAUGGCCAUCGGUGCACGCUUAUCCGCGCGCGCUUGUCUUUAAGCCCCCGCUCCAUCAUUUUUAAUUAAGAGAGCCGAGCUUAUUUGCUUAUCGCCAAGGCGUCUCACGUGGAAUUUGUAAUUACGCUCGUCAGUCAUUAAUUUCUCUCUCUCUCUUUCUUUCUUUCUCUUUCUUGUCUGUAUUUUGUAAAUAAAACACAGACUUGCGAGAAAAGAUCCUCAGCUUGAAAAUUCAAAAAAUGGUAGGGGAGAGUUGCUGAAUGUCGCCUAAAUCCUGUGUACCUCUUCAAUAUUUUAUAGUUUUACUUAAUAUAAACGAUACUCGGUAAUCAAAAUAUGAUGUAAAAGCCCAAAUAAUACUAAAUGCGAAAUAAUCAAAAAUAUUUUAAGUGGUAUACGCAUAUGGCAACUCUUUCCUAUACAUCGUAAUAUGUUGUAAAGUAUUCUUUCUUCCCAAAUUUACCCCUUGACGAGGUGAAAGAUAAAAUGAAUCAAUCCCUCCUAUUUUUCGUUUUUGUAAGCAGAUCCAAAAGCCGUCUAUCUUACCGACAUUUUUUAAAUAAACUAAUCUUUUAAUUGGCUUUAUAGAAUUGUAGUUUCUUAUAGAAUUAAAAUACGCACAAAAAAUCUAGAGAAUCGAUCGAGUUCAUAUAAAAAAAAAUUUUUUUAAUACGUAAAAUUGUCACUUGAUGACAAUAUUUGCUUGAUAUACAAAAUUUACGAUAUAUAUAUACAAAAUAAAACCGUAUUCUUCUAGAGAUAACUGCAUAUAUAAACAAUAUCGUGCAAUUUAAACUAAGAUUAAAAGCCUAAAAAAAAGAUUAGCUCUUUUAACUUUUUUAUAAUUACCAAUCUUAUAGAUUCAGGAUGAUACAAAGAGCAGUCUGCAAAAAAUGUUUUUAUUCUCGGUGUAAAGUUUAAUUUAUAGAUGAUAUUAAUACAUAAUUUAAUUCUGGAAAAGGAUCUUCAAAUCUAUAAAAGGAAUGCGUACGAAAUCUUGUUAAUGAUGUGCACGAAUGACUUUACAUUAUCGACCUCGAUCAAGUUUGACGGGUACUUUAGCAUCCCCCUAAUGAAACAUAUAUGUGCCGGUCCUUUAAACUUUAUAUCUUCCACCAAAAUAAAGAUAACGAUUUCUGUUUGGGGUUAUUUUAGAGAUAAAAGACUCUUCGCAAAAAAUCAACACCCUUUGCGAGUUUUAUCCCUGAUUUGUAUAUCUCGCCAAGUGCAAGUAAGAAAAAA